CUAGAAUUUAACAGUUCUGUUCCAAGAUGUUACAUUUGCAAUUCAGAGAUUUGGAGAACCUUUCAACUGAGAUAUGCCUUUGCAGGGAAGGUACAUAUUUCUACGUUUUGAUUUUGCUAGCUGAGUGCUCUUUUAGGGAAAAUCUAACUCAUACAUUUCCGUUGUAGAUCAGGUAUUCAAUUUGACUUAUGUUUUUGAAAGCUGAAUUAUAUUCAUUUCAAUUUAGUCAUUUCUCGUUAUCUGUCUCAACUUCAAACAACUUUCAAAACCGUUUGCGCCACUGUUUAUAUUCCAACAACCUGCCCAUCUAUGAUUCGUCGCCAUCUGCUUCAAAUAGUUUACUCAAUUCAUCACGGGGCUCACAGUAUCAAUAACCACGGAUUGAGGUGACCAAGUGGCCUCCACAGGGCCCCAACACUCAACGCCGCUGCUGUCCCAUCAGCAUCACAAAAGUGAAAGAUUCAAGACCAGUUUGUUCGCCCGUCCUGUCCGACCGUCCUUUCAUCGGGUGGCCCCCUUCGGUGGACACAACGUUUAGUGCGCGAUUACCGCAUCCAACCCCAGUUAGGGACCAGUUUCGAUGUUGAUACUUCCGACAUUGGGGCCAAAGUGAAUCGAUCGCCGUUGAACCCCGUUAGCUUCUACAUGCGUGUUCGGUGAAGAAAAUCAAGUUCGUUCCGAUUUCCUGGUUGUCAAGACCAGGUGGCUGAACCAGAUAUUAUUAGCUAGUGACGCUUCAAGUUCCAGCAGCAAAAUGCAGCAGCUUCCUGGCACGGCUCGAACAUCCAGCAGAAGAGGCCGGUCAACGGAGACAACGACCGUGAUUGGAUUGAUUUGCUGCGCCGUCGUGAUUUUGCUUACCACCGUGAUGGAACCCGCUCAAGCCCAAAAAGAGCCCGACACCAGCAACGUGUUCAACACCUCGUCCUGCCUCGAGAAACCGUACCGCUGCCCACAUCCGAGAAUCAAAUUCUACCUGUACACCAAACGCACCCAUCAAAACCCGGAGCUGAUCGACGUGCUGGACCGGGAAUCGCUGUACAACACCCACUGGAACCCGAAACAUCCGGUCAAAAUUGUGAUUCAUGGCUUCGGCGGCGGUCGCAACCUUUCGCCGAGUCCGGACAUGCGCAAGGCGUACUUCAUCCGGGGGAACUACAACAUCAUCAUCGUGGACUACGGAUCGGCGGUGACGGAACCAUGCCUCAGUCAGAUCGAGUGGGCUCCCCGCUUUGGCAGCUUGUGCGUUUCGCAGCUGGUCAAGUACAUUGCGCAUCACCCGCGCGGAGUUCCUCCGGACAAUUUGCACCUGAUUGGGUACAGCGUGGGGGCGCACAUUGCUGGGUUGGUGGCGAAUUACCUGACGCCGGACGAGGGCAAGCUUGGUCGCAUUACCGGACUGGAUCCGACCAUCUUUUUCUACGCCGGGACGAACAACUCGCGGGAUUUGGACUCGAGCGAUGCGCACUUUGUGGACAUUAUUCACACGGGGGCGGGAAUCCUCGGCCAGUGGAGCGCAAGUGGACACGCUGACUUUUACGUGAACGGUGGGACCAGCCAGCCAGGUUGUGCGAGCAGCACCAUCUUUCAAACGCUUGCCUGUGACCACACCAAGGUCACGCCAUAUUUUAUCGAGUCGAUCAACAGUGAGAAAGGCUUCUGGGCUGGUCCUUGUACCACGUUGGUGUCCUACCUGCUCGGGUGGUGUGAACCCAAGGACUCCGAGUAUGUGCUGAUGGGGGAGCACGUGUCGCAAAGGGCCCGUGGCGUCUACUACGUGACGACCAACGCCAAGCCGCCUUACGCGCGUGGGUUCCCCGGCAAGAACCGCAGGACGGCCAAGAACUCCGAGUACAGCGGAGUUCGACGGAAAUAGUUCACGCCGCUGCUGCCAUCAAUCGAUCCACCCGCACAGUCAUCAAAAGCAAAACGGUUGUGAUAACAGAAAAAAGAACAAAGUGAACAAAAGUAAUGUGGUGUGACAAUCGAAGACAAAUUUAUGGAUUUUAGGUAGUUAAGGGUGCGCGCGAAAAUGUUGACGCCAAGUUGACGAUUACAAGAAAUGGAAGGAAAAAUGCAACCAAACAGGUUAACAAGUAUAAUUAAUGCAUUAAGGUAGCAUGUAUAUCUGUCUACUAGGGUAGAUGCUAACAUUAACAGUGUACAAACCAGUUUAUUUAUGCACUCUGCUUAGAUUACUAAUCAGGGCGCGAUUGGAAAAUAGCAGAAUCAGCAAACCAGUUGGAAUGGAUUUGGAGUGAAUAAUUUGCACCCGCAAAUCGCCUGCCAGCUGAAUGCAAGAAUAAAACAACUAGCAACUCGCCAAAUAGACGUAGAUUUCAGGAGAAGCAGUAAUGUAGAAUUAAUCGUGGAUUACAGGUUUUGUGGAAUGUGUAGUUGAUGUUAAGUUAGUGAACUAGUACGAGUAGUAUUUGUAGUAUAAUAGUGUAUCAUAGUGCGUUGUACACAAAGUGUUCAUAGCUGAAAUGAAAUUAAAGUGAAAUUUAAGCUG
This is a messenger RNA of Culex pipiens pallens (northern house mosquito), 2512 nucleotides long. RefSeq names its product pancreatic triacylglycerol lipase. The coding region runs from base 755 to 1876 and encodes 373 amino acids. Gene Ontology annotation, biological process: lipid metabolic process. Lineage: Eukaryota; Metazoa; Arthropoda; Insecta; Diptera; Culicidae. The transcript has 5 exons. Gene Ontology annotation, molecular function: lipase activity. The record is from RefSeq and is a predicted model, not a curated record.